Molecule: messenger RNA, 1671 nt
Organism: Saccostrea cuccullata (small rock oyster)
Lineage: Eukaryota; Metazoa; Mollusca; Bivalvia; Ostreida; Ostreidae
Exons: 5
Coding region: 187-813 (208 amino acids)
Source: RefSeq, a predicted model, not a curated record
UCUCUCUUGAUAGAAAAUAUUUGUAAAUGUUCAGAGACUUCCACAAUCAACAAUGAUGUAUACUCAACCAACAACAACCGCAAAAAAGAAUCUACGACGCUUGGGCAUCAGAUUGGAACAUAUGAUGACGUAUUUACAAAAGAAAUACUACAUGUAUCAGAGGACACACAUAAUAUAACAAUACUGAUGGUUGGAGUCGGUCUUGGAUCCUUUAUUCUCGGUGCUGUCCUCAGUCUCGGUAUCGUCUUCAUCGUUAGAAAAUGUAGAAUCCAAGGAAAUCAGAACAAUGAUUUAAAGAGCAACGUCAACAACCCCAUCUAUAACAAAUACAUUGAAGGUAGCGAAUCUAGUCGAAGAGGAAAUGUUCCUGAUAAGGUUUCUACAAUGCCUAUUGCCGAAACGAACACUGCCUAUUCCGAGGUAAAAAUACUUUCGGACAAUACAGGUGAUAUCUACAACCAUCUUCAUGAACAAGUUACUUCUGAUACAGCUGGCUUAGACAGCGACUACGACCAUGCCAAGCCUUUAAAGGAACAGCUUAGUACAGACAGAGAAUACAGCCAUCUCACUUCAAAAAUCGACUCGGAGGAUUUCAAAUCAAACCAACAAUCAGCAGAAAUAGAGGAAAACGCAGAUGAAAAUGCCAAGCCUUUAAAGGAACAGCUUAGCCCUGACAGAGAAUACAGUCAUCGCACCUCGAAAAUCGACUCGGAAAAUGUCAAAUCAAACCAAGAUGUUCAACAAUCAGCAGAAAUCGAAGAAAACGCAGAUGAAAACAAUGAUAAUUACUUUACAUUGGAAAAAAUAAAUUAAGAUUACUGUCAAUAUAUUUGACCAAUCGAUUGCAUUGCUCUUUUUGUAAUUGUAGUUUUGACACGUAUUUUCAGGCUUUGACACGUAUUUUCAGGCUAUCUUCUAACUGUACUUUUGAUCAGCCAUUGUUUUCAAAUGAUGAGUAUAAGAUAAUAUUUUUUUAUUUUUAUUAAUUUCAUAUGAUUCUUUAAUGCUGCAAAAUGUUAACAUUUUGUAAAGAUAUGAAAAAAAUAUAUUUUCAGUUAUAAAGUGAUAUAAUAUUUGUCGUGAGACACGGAUGUUUACACUUCACAAGAGUCAAUAGAUGAAUUUUAUGUAAUCUGUUAAAUCUUCUAUCUAUUUUUUGUUCGAUUAGGUUUGUCUGUCUUUUUAAGGAAGCAUAAAUAACUCUAUGCUUGCUGUGUUACAUUUCAGAAAUAAUGUCCCCAUUUUCAUGAAUAUUGCAGGGUAAUCUUGAAGUAAAAAAUUUUGUUUGAAAGAUAAAAGUCGAGGCGUUAGCCAAUGCUUUUAUAUUCUAAACAUAUUUUUGAGACAAAGGAGGUUAACCUGCAUCAUUAACGAUCGCCAACAAAGAUUUCAUUUCAAUUCUACUAACAGCUAUAAUAUUUCUAAUCGUUUCCUCUCUAGAGAAAAGAAUUAAGUCACUAUGACGCAGUAACGCCAUUACAUUUUACACUGAGUGGCAUUUGAAUUUGUCUGGAUUGCAGUAAUGCAAACGAUUUGAGAAUUGAAGAGAAAGUUGAAACAUAUAUUGUUUGAUAUUAUUGAACGUCAAAGAAGAAAAUCAGUUGUCAAUUACAGUAAGAAGGAUAUGGAGAUAACGAAAAGUAUUCAAUAUCAAAGUCCAUAGAACAAUAC